CCAUGCUCCUCUGUUUUGGCCGAGACCUAAGACCAAUCCCACUUGGUUUAGGUCUCGAAAAAGACGAGGUGUGGCCUUCCGAGAGGCCUCAAACACAACACACAGGUGCCCAUCUUCGCUUCUCUUCACAGAAACGAAUGGUAAAGCAAGAAACUGGACUCCAAGGAAACGAAAAAGGAGAGAGAGAGAGAGUAAUGAGUAGCGGUGUAGCAGUACCUCUGUGAAAUUUGAAAGAUGGGUUCUUCGGCCGAGACUGGGAUCCCCCAUUUGGAAACAGAAGACUUGUUUGGCGAUCAGAAGAAGCGCGUCAGAAACCCCCUCGUACCAAUCGGUGCCCUUUUAACUGCAGGGGUUCUUACUGCAGGCUUGGUCAGUUUCAGGCAAGGGAAUUCUCAGUUGGGUCAGAAACUUAUGAGAGCUCGUGUGGUUGUCCAAGGAGCCACUGUUGCACUAAUGGUCGGUACUGCUUAUUACUAUGGGGAAAAAUUAUAGUGGGAUUUUAACUUCUCCUGGGAUAUGAUAAUGCUGUAAUGAAUCUAAAAUUAUUCUUGUCAGUUUCUUCUCUUCAUUGAAUCAUGAAAUGAUACCUAUGUUGAUGGAUUUUUCAUAGGUUUAAUCAAAUAAAAAGGAAAUUUUGGAUAAGAAAUUUCUGAAGAAGAUUAAUUUAGAGCAAUACGAAGAUCAUUCUAUGCA
Molecule: messenger RNA, 693 nt
Organism: Amborella trichopoda
Lineage: Eukaryota; Viridiplantae; Streptophyta; Magnoliopsida; Amborellales; Amborellaceae
Source: RefSeq, a predicted model, not a curated record